Solea solea (common sole) is the source of this 1443-nucleotide messenger RNA. Its product is annotated as trace amine-associated receptor 4-like. Gene Ontology annotation, biological process: G protein-coupled receptor signaling pathway. The record is from RefSeq and is a predicted model, not a curated record. The coding region runs from base 1 to 1443 and encodes 480 amino acids. Lineage: Eukaryota; Metazoa; Chordata; Actinopteri; Pleuronectiformes; Soleidae. Gene Ontology annotation, cellular component: membrane. The transcript has 5 exons. Gene Ontology annotation, molecular function: trace-amine receptor activity.
AUGACUGGAAAUUACUGGGGCCCCACUCUGGAGCUGGGCCUGGGGGAGGGGCACAAUGGCGAGCACCUGGUGUUCGGGUCUGCAUCCAUGUGGCCUGGCCGGGCACGGCCCACAGAGGCAACGCACCAGGAUACCCUUGGCCAUGAGUCAAUGAUCAACUUCGUAGUAGUGCCGUCAGACCUGUGGCCCUAUGUCUUGGACAAUCAGGUGACGAGAGGGGCGGAGCUGUCAACUGAUCACCACCUGGUGAGUUUCAACUCUGUCAGAAAGAGUUUCAACUCCCACCUCUGUCAGAACUUCUACCAAGUCCUGAGGGAGACGGGAGACACUGAGUCCGAGAGGGCCAUGUUUCGUGUCUCCAUUACGGUAAGGGAUACCAUCGAGCUGAAGAAGGAGUCUUAUCGGGGCUUUUUGGCCUGUGGGACUCCAGAGGCAGCUGGUAUGUACCGGCAGGCCAAGCUGAAUGCAGCUUUGGCGGUUGCUUACACAAAAACUCAGACGUGGGAGGAGUUUGAUGAGACCAUGGAAAAUGAUUUAUGGAUGACCUCGAGGAGGUUCUGGUCAAUGAUCAAUGAUCAAUGGAUGUUCCACGUUCUCAUAUUGUUUGGAAACCUACUUGUAAUAAUCUCUAUUGUUUACUUCAAACAGCUCCACACUCCUACAAACUUCCUGAUGCUCUCUCUGGCUGUGGCUGACCUGCUAGUUGGACUUUUAGUUGUGCCUUUCAGUAUCGUGCUCUUUGUGAAAUAUUGGUAUGUUGAAGAUUUACUUUGUAAGGUACGAGGCAGUUUAGAAGUGUUACUGUGCAAUUCUUCCAUUUGGAAUUUGUGCUUCAUUUCUGUUGACAGAUAUUACGCAGUGUGUCAGCCUCUGAGUUACGGAAUUAAAAUAAAUGUCCGUGUUGUUGGGAUCAUGAUUCUGGUGUCCUGGACUAUUGGCACUCUAAAUGGAAUUAUUUACACAUUAAAGACCCCAGACAAAGGACAAAAAAACGAUAGAUGUGUUUUAUUUCAACAGAAAACACAGAGUACAGUAGUUGUGGCAGUUUUUAUUGCAUUUGGCAUCCCAGGUACCAUAAUGUCUUCAAUCUACCUAAAGAUUUUGAUGGUGGCAAAGAAACAGGCACGCAGCAUCCAGAGCAUGGCAAAAUCUAAUGCAAAUGUCAGUAAAGUGGAGAGAAAGGCGACUAAAACUCUGGCUAUUGUGAUGGGGACUUUUAUCAUGAGUUGGACGCCUUUCUGUCUCUGUCUCAGCUUUCAUCCUUUGAGCAAUUAUACAAUACCACUUAAUGUACUUCAGUCAUUUAAGUGGCUUGGAUGGUCAAACUCAAUGUUCAAUCCAUUUAUUUAUGCUUUCUUUUACAGCUGGUUUCGAUCAGCUUUUAAGAUGAUCAUUACAGGGAAAAUAUUUACAGAUGAUGUUUCUAAUUCUAAACUCUCUUGA